AUGGGAUCUUUUUCUUUCACAAGUCCUCUCCACUCCAUGCAGCUUUUUGGGCUUGCCUCGUUUUCUGACAAAAACCAUGAAUUGCCCCGUACUUACCUCGCCACUUAUCGCUGCAAUAGAAGGUCUUUCGAUUUUCCUGGCGGUAAUCUCUCGAGAAGAAGAUAUCGCCAAUCUGUCCCAGUUGCAGCUGUGGGAGCAAGUGUGACAAACUCUGUACCUGGAAGUGUGCCGAGGAAUGGGGCGUACACAGUUGGUGAUUUUAUGACAAGGAAAGAAUAUUUACAUGUUGUGAAGGCCACAACAACUGUAGAUGAAGCUCUAGAGAUGCUUGUGGAGAAGAGAAUAACCGGCUUCCCCGUGAUUGAUGAUGACUGGACUUUGGUUGGUGUUGUUUCAGAUUAUGACCUUUUGGCACUUGAUUCUAUAUCAGGUGGCAGUCAAGGGGAUGCAAACAUUUUCCCUGACGUCGAUAGUUCUUGGAAGGCUUUCAAUAGGAUACAGCGAUUGCUAAGUAAGACUCAUGGCAAAGUUGUCGGUGACUUGAUGACACCCGCACCACUUGUUGUUCGGGAAACUACCAAUUUGGAAGAUGCUGCCAGGUUAUUGCUGGAAACGAAAUACCGCCGAUUGCCUGUGGUAGAUGGCAAUGGCAAAUUGAUUGGAAUCAUAACAAGGGGAAAUGUGGUCAGAGCUGCCCUGCAGAUGAAGCACGCGAACAAGCAUUCUUCUUGAUAUUCAGUAAAUAAAGCAUUACAUACUAUUGCAGAAAUAGGAACUUUUUUUUGUCCGACCCGAUUCUAGCAGAUGAGAAGGGUGCGGGAGUACACACGAAUUCUUGCCCAUGCGAAACAGGCAAAGUAUCGAUGAGAGUUGAUUGUUUGUCAUCCAAACUAUUGGAAAAUUUUCCAGGACAUGGCAUAACAGAAACAGUGCACCUGUUAUGUCCUGUUAAUUUUUUAUAGGAUUGGAUCUUAUUGAUACAGCAGGUAAAUCUAGGAUCAAGUCAGCUGUGAUCCGUUGCCGAA
Messenger RNA from Syzygium oleosum, 1025 nucleotides. Its product is annotated as CBS domain-containing protein CBSX1, chloroplastic-like. The transcript is spliced from 8 exons. The coding region runs from base 1 to 732 and encodes 243 amino acids. NCBI's taxonomy places the organism in Eukaryota, Viridiplantae, Streptophyta, Magnoliopsida, Myrtales, Myrtaceae. The record is from RefSeq and is a predicted model, not a curated record.